AUGCUGUUCAGAAACCACAAAUACGCCUCCAAGCAUCUCAGAACUCACCGGGACCGCCGAGCCCCUCAUCAUGACCACCACCACCGUGGUGGCCCCCGGCGGUACCGCAAGUACUACCACCAGCAACCUGAAGAAUUAGUGUACGUCGAAGAACCCACUGAUAACUCCGAGUCUGAAAGUAACACCAGCGACGACGACGUUCGCUACGACUACGACGUGUCGUCGUCGUCGGCAUCUGAUUCUGACUCGGACUCCGACGACGAUGACUUCGACAGCUCUCGGGACAUCAUGGUGUACGACGACCUCUCCGAAGGUGACGUGGAAUUGAACGAACUGGAAAUCGACGACCUUGACGAAGAAGACAUUUUGCGCAUUCUUGAGCACGAGGGCCGUCUUGUUGACUUGAACGACGACCUUGUGGCUUUGUACGACUCGCAAGCUGAAUCGCUGAGCGAGGAUGACGAAGAAGAAGAAGAAGAUUUUGGCUUGGACUCCGACGAAGAGCUCGUGGAAUACCUCGACCUCGACGACCCCACCCAAUUGAAAGUGUUGCUGAAGAUUUUGGACGCUGCCUCCGACUCCGAAGAUGAUGACGAUGAUGAAGAUGACGACUCGCUGGACCUGGACAUCGACGUUGAGGACCAGCUUGCCCUUUGCCACACCCUUGACGACGACUCCGAGCUGUCUUCUGAAGAAGACGAAGACGAUCAAGUUGUGUUUGUUACUGUUGACUCGAGCGACUCUGAAUCCGACUCGUCGUCGUCGUCGGACUCUGACUCCGACAUCGACGUCGACUCCGACUCCGACGCCGAAGGCGUCACCAUCUACGAACGCGAAUUGCCUUACGACGAACUGGACGAUGGCGAUGACGACUACGACUCUGACGGCUUCCUUGUCGCCGAAGACUCCGAUGAUGAAUACCGUGUCGUGGACUUGAGCAAGGACUUGGAGCAGUCGAAGGACUUUGAAGUUGAAGAACACGACGACCACUACAAGAUCAACAUCCGCUUGGACUCGCUUGUCACUGAAGAAUUGCGCCUCGACUUUAAUAAGGCCGAAAACGAGUUGAUUGUCAAGGGCAAGUUUGACUUUGGCAUUGAAGACUCGGAAAACGAUGACGAAGAUGACGACGAAGACGACGAAGAAGGCGAACCCGUCGAAGCGGUGGUGACUGUGGCUGAAGAAUCCGACUCGGAAACCAGCUCCCUGGACUCUGAGCUGGACUCGUCGUCCGACCUGGACUCGCUGGACCUGGACUCCGACCUGGACUCGCUGUCGAGCUCGCUGUCGUCGGACUCUGACUCCGACUCUGACUCCGACUCGCUGUCGGAUCUGGGAGACGAAGUCGAAGACGGCGAAGAAGGUGAAGAAGCCAUUAAGGAAGUCGUUGCUGAAAUCGUUGCUGAUGCCCUUGCUUCUGCCGGUAAGAAACUUGAAGAAGAAGCCCAAGACAAGGUUGAAGAAGACGACGAAGACGAAGACGAAGAGUUUGUUGACUCCGGUGCCGUUGCUGACGUCACCUGCGACAUUGACGAUGAAGAGAUCAUGGAAGACGCCCAAUACCUCACCAAGGACUUCGAGACCCAGGAAAUCAGCUUUGAAAAGCACUUCCGCUUCGACAAGUUGGUGGCGUUUGAAGACAUCACCGCCAAGUUCACCAACGACGAGUUGGUGAUCACCGUCCCCCACACCGGCGUUGACUACUUGAAGGAGGUGAACUAUGUCCCCAUUGCCAUCGAAGCUAAGGCUAUCGAGGACGUCGAGAUGACUGAUGCUUAA
Messenger RNA from Diutina rugosa, 1779 nucleotides. RefSeq names its product Hsp21p (gene HSP21). The record is from RefSeq and is a predicted model, not a curated record. Lineage: Eukaryota; Fungi; Ascomycota; Pichiomycetes; Serinales; Debaryomycetaceae. The coding region runs from base 1 to 1779 and encodes 592 amino acids. The transcript has a single exon.